Lindgomyces ingoldianus is the source of this 1066-nucleotide messenger RNA. RefSeq lists its product as uncharacterized. The record is from RefSeq and is a predicted model, not a curated record. The transcript is spliced from 2 exons. The coding region runs from base 28 to 999 and encodes 323 amino acids. Lineage: Eukaryota; Fungi; Ascomycota; Dothideomycetes; Pleosporales; Lindgomycetaceae.
UUCUCAUUCAUCAGCGCCAUUAGUACUAUGGUGCCAACUCUUCUUGCCCUCCCGCUCGAGCUGCGAGAGCUCGUUUACCAACAGUUGUUCAGUACCUAUACUGUACGGCACGGCUUUGGUCGCGUUUCCUUAUCAAACCGUGCCGCAAUCCUCCAAACAUGCAAGCAGAUCCAUCACGAAGCGCGGCGAUUCCUCCCCUUGAGCGUCCAAUUUGAAUUCCACGGAACCGAGGCGUUGCUUGGGACUUUACUGAGUGUCGAUCAAUCAGUUGUGACGCGGAUACGUCAUAUAUCAGUUCGAGCAUUUCCGUUCCCCUUGUACGCCGAAGGCAGAGUUGACUAUUAUCCGACGUAUUACUUCAAUUAUGCUCUCUCGUUACUCCCGGGUCUUCAUCUAGACAGGCUCGUCGUCGAGGACUGCUUCCAUGGCUUUGGUUUGGUGGAUAGCUGGAGAGAUGUGGUGACUUAUUUUGAUAUAGAAGCGCUGCUCAAGAGUGAUGGAUGGAGGGAACUUGUUUAUAUCACGCCCAACACUGACUUUAUUACCUCUGGAUACGAUCAUAGGCGCAAGAGAGUGGCCCAACCAGAAAAUUGGAAUGCACUACUACAGAAAAGAGAUGGAGAGGUCUCAGGCGCAGAGGUGCAAAUGUUCAUUGCUCCUUACAAGAAACCCUCUUCCGAUGUUACACAAGACGCUGUUGCCCCCCAGCCGUGGUGCGCCCAACCAGGCCACGAAGUGAUUGAGAACCCACAGAUAGCCGAGCCUGAUCAAGAGCUCAAAGGCGAAGUUAGGGUUGUUGCACGUAGAGGGAAGAGAGCCAGAUAUGUCCAACUCGGACUGUCUGAGAAGAAGACCUGGAAAGAGCUCAAAGGCAAAGCUGGAGGGUUCGUUAGGGAAGAUUGGGACCCCUACUAUAACAACACGGCCGAUGCUGUAGGCUGGAUAUACGGUGGAUGGGGCAGGAGGAUGCAUCUAGCCAACAGAGCCUUGAAUAUUUAGAAUCCUACACUCCUCCAUGGCCGCCAAUCCGGGACGAUCAGGAGUUUUUAUUCUUCCGAGAUCUUGG